This is a messenger RNA of Pungitius pungitius (ninespine stickleback), 570 nucleotides long. It is a transcript of the gene rps27.1, whose product is annotated as ribosomal protein S27, isoform 1. Bases 28 to 354 code for a protein of 108 amino acids. The transcript has 4 exons. NCBI's taxonomy places the organism in Eukaryota, Metazoa, Chordata, Actinopteri, Perciformes, Gasterosteidae. Gene Ontology annotation, cellular component: cytosolic small ribosomal subunit; ribosome. The record is from RefSeq and is a predicted model, not a curated record. Gene Ontology annotation, molecular function: structural constituent of ribosome; RNA binding. Gene Ontology annotation, biological process: ribosomal small subunit assembly; translation.
GCAGGGUGGAGCCUGCGCCUCACCAACAUGGCUGCCACGUCCUGUGAACUUCGUCACGUCCGGUUCUGGCUGAAAGGAUCCACCGAUAUCAACCCGUCGCUUCCGCUCGCAAAAGACUUGUUGCACCCGUCCCCCGAGGAGGAGAAGAGGAAGCACAAGAAGAAGCGUCUCGUACAGAGUCCUAACUCUUACUUCAUGGAUGUGAAAUGUCCAGGAUGCUACAAGAUCACGACAGUGUUCAGUCACGCUCAGACAGUCGUGCUGUGUGUUGGCUGUUCAACGGUCCUGUGCCAGCCCACUGGAGGCAAAGCGCGUCUCACAGAGGGGUGCUCAUUCAGGAGGAAGCAGCACUAGAGGUUCUCCCGGCGCUGAAGGGGAGAGGAGGGAAUGGACCGGUGGAUAUCAGCACCUUCAUCCUCGCUACGUGGCGUCAGACCCAGGGGCCUGAUCUGACAUGACACCUAAAGACUGGGCCAGCAGAUGGGUUUCCCCUGUUCCUGAUCAUUGUUGCUGUAACUCUGCCCUCCAAACCCGUCUCUCUUUAAUAAAAUGUUGUUUUGGCUAAGGGAA